Molecule: messenger RNA, 1578 nt
Organism: Penicillium chermesinum
Lineage: Eukaryota; Fungi; Ascomycota; Eurotiomycetes; Eurotiales; Aspergillaceae
Product: elongation of very long chain fatty acids protein
Exons: 3
Coding region: 1-1578 (525 amino acids)
Biological process (GO): fatty acid elongation, monounsaturated fatty acid; fatty acid elongation, saturated fatty acid; very long-chain fatty acid biosynthetic process
Cellular component (GO): endoplasmic reticulum membrane
Molecular function (GO): fatty acid elongase activity
Source: RefSeq, a predicted model, not a curated record
AUGUAUGAUUUCAAUGUGCCCUCCCAGUUUGGGCCGGCCACUGUUCGCAUCGGCCUGCCUCCUGUAUCGCUGCUCAGCUUCCCUCCGGCAGAGCUGCCCGUCACCGUUCCAGCACCGCAUGUGUCGGAGUUCAGCUGGAAGCAGCCCUUCAACAUUCCCCAUGAUCUCUUCCACAAGGUCCUAGAUGUCCGCGUCCCAGUCACCAUCGCCAGCGUCUAUGCCGUCACCGUGGUCCUGGUCAAUCGCAUCAACAAGAGCCGCGGCUACAAACCCUAUGCCUUCAGCCACUCGCGCCUGUUCAAGCUGCUUGUGGUUCUGCACAAUGUCUUCCUGGCCGUCUACUCGGCGUGGACCUUUAUUGGCAUGUUCCAGGCCUUCAGCAACUCGCUGCCCGAUCGCGAUGAACCCAACGGCUUGGUCGGAGUAGUGGACGCGCUCUGCAAGAUCAACGGCCCGCGCGGCUACGGCAACGCGGCGACCUACAGCUCUCUCACCGACCAGUGGUCAAUUCCCAACCCUGCCUACCAGCUGGCCAACGGAGUGCCUGACCCGACGGACGCUGGCCGACUCUGGAACCAGGGUCUGGCAUACUUCGGCUGGAUCUUCUACCUCUCCAAGUUCUACGAGACCUAUCACCAUGCCGGUGCCAUGAUGUGCAUGUGGGCUGGUAUCCGUUAUAUGGCAGCUCCCAUCUGGAUUUUCGCCCUGGUCAACUCGGGAAUUCACGCGAUGAUGUAUACCUACUACACCUUCACUGCGUUGCACAUUCGCGUGCCUAACGCCAUCAAGCGAAGCUUGACCUCGAUGCAGAUCACCCAGUUCAUCUUCGGAACCAACAUGGCCGCUGCCUACUUAUUCGUCGAGUAUACCGUGCCCUAUCCCGUCGGCAGUCCUGCCCUUCGUCACUUGUCCCAUGCCAUUCCCGCCGCAAACCCCGCGUCCGCCCCCUCUGCCGAUGCUGGUGUAGUGCCAUGGUUGAAGAAGCUGGCCUUCCGUGCUGCUGGCGCAGAUGGAAUUGCCGGAAACGUUGGCGGUGCCGUGCCCAGUCCGCCGACCGGGUACACCCAGGAAAUGGUGCCAUGCGUGGACACUACCGGCCAAGCCUUCGCCAUUUGGCUGAACGUCUCGUACCUGCUGCCCCUGACCUAUCUGUUCGUGCGCUUCUUUGUCCGCUCCUACCUGAAACGCAAGGACCCUGGUGUCAAGCAGUCCACUCACAUGGAAGCCGCGGAGAAGGCCGGUAUGGAUGCUCUGAAGGGAGUGAGCCGUGAGAUCCAGCGUGCGGCUAUUCAGACCGAGGCUAGCGAGGUCAGCACCGAUGAUGAGGUCAUUCGCGCUUACGUCAAGAAGGUCGCCGAGAAGCAGAACACCCAGGAUUCCCCUAUGCGCACUCGCUCAUCUGCUGCCAGCAAGGCUAAGGCGGCUUCCGGCCCUCCGUCGGAGUCUGAGGAGGGCUUCUCCAAGGUUCCUGCGAGGAAAGGAGCCAAGAAGCAGACCGUUGAGGAGCGUGAUGCCCCCUCGGCUGUCCCCGAGGCCAAGGGACAGAAUCCGUUCGGGGUCCUGGAUAGAGGCGCGUGA